CUCAGUCUGCCUUACACUUCACGCCAAACGUCUGCUCUCUCUCCUCACUCUGUCGUUCUCUCUCUUUCUGAUAGUGGUAUUAUGUGUGUGAAGAACAGAGAGGGCUUAGCUCAUCCACCCUCUUCUGGUUUUAGCAUUUUACUCUCGUUUUCUCUUCCUUCUUCUCCAACGUCUCUUUCCGCGACUUAGGUUCUGCGAAAUUGCGAAGCUUUGUGGAGAUUAAUGGAGAGAAGGGUUUUAUGGAGGAAGAAGACGGAGCUCGUCUUCUGCUUUGGGUUAGCUUUAAUGGCGGUUCUCUUUCCUCUCGGCUCCCCACUCAACGACGAAGGAAAGGCGUUGAUGUCAAUUAAGGCGUCGUUCAGCAACGUCGCUAACGUGUUGCUCGACUGGAACGAUGCCCAUGACGGAGAUUUCUGUUCUUGGCGUGGGGUUUUCUGCGACAAUGUCAGCCUCUCUGUGGCCUCCUUGAAUCUGUCUAAUCUCAACCUCGGCGGAGAGAUUUCGCCAGCCAUCGGAGACUUGGGGAACUUGGACUCCAUAGACUUGCAAGGGAAUAAGCUGACCGGUCAAAUCCCCGAUGAGAUUGGCAACUGCGCUUCUCUCAUACAUUUGGAUUUGUCUGACAAUCUUUUGUAUGGAGACAUACCAUUCUCCGUGUCGAAGCUCAAGAAGCUGGAGCUUUUAAAUUUGAAGAACAAUCAGCUGACUGGUCCCAUCCCUACGACUCUCACGCAAAUUCCGAACCUUAAAACUAUUGAUCUUGCUCAGAACGAGCUUAGUGGUGAGAUUCCAAGGCUAAUAUAUUGGAAUGAAGUAUUGCAGUACCUUGGAUUGCGCGGAAACUCAUUAACUGGAUCACUGUCACCUGAUAUGUGUCAAUUAACUGGCUUGUGGUACUUUGAUGCUAGAGGCAAUAAUCUGACUGGCACGAUCCCAGACAGCAUUGGAAAUUGCACAAGUUUUGAGAUCCUGGAUGUAUCGUAUAAUCAGAUCACAGGGGAAAUUCCAUACAACAUUGGGUUUUUGCAAGUGGCUACGCUGUCCCUUCAAGGGAAUAGACUGACGGGAAAAAUCCCUGAGGUGAUUGGUCUAAUGCAGGCUCUUGCUGUCCUGGAUUUGAGUGAGAACGAACUGGUAGGGCCAAUCCCACCAAUAUUUGGCAAUUUAUCCUACACUGGGAAAUUAUACCUGCAUGGCAACAAGUUGACUGGGUCAAUUCCACCCGAACUCGGGAAUAUGUCAAAACUAAGCUACUUGCAAUUGAAUGACAACAAACUGGUCGGGAGAAUUCCUGCUGAGCUUGGGAAGCUGGAACAAUUGUUCGAGUUGAAUCUUGCCAACAAUGUUCUGGAAGGUCCCAUUCCACAUGAUAUCAGCUCCUGCACCGCCUUGAAUCAAUUCAAUGUGCAUGGAAACCGCUUGACUGGGUCCAUCCCUCUGACAUUCCGAAAUCUGCAGAGUUUGACUUAUCUGAAUUUGUCAAGGAACUAUUUUAGUGGGAGAAUAGCUAUUGAGUUGGGACGCAUCAUCAAUCUGGACACAUUGGAUCUGUCUAGCAAUAACUUUUCUGGCCCUGUUCCAGCUUCGGUUGGUGAUCUUGAGCACCUUCUGACCUUGAAUUUGAGUGGUAAUCAUCUUAAUGGUUCUCUGCCAGCAGAAUUUGGGAACCUCAGGAGUGUUCAAACUAUUGAUAUGUCAUUCAACUAUCUUUCUGGGAGCAUCCCAGGAGAAUUGGGGCAGUUGCAGAACCUUGCAGCGCUGAUACUCAAUAACAACUUCUUGAAUGGAACAAUACCUGAUCAGCUAACCAACUGUUUCAGUCUUGCCACCCUGAAUUUCUCAUACAACAAUCUAUCAGGCGUUGUACCUCCUAUGAGGAACUUUUCACGAUUUUUGCCAGACAGCUUUACUGGAAACCCAUUGUUGUGCGGCAACUGGUUGGGAUCGAUAUGUAGUCCUGCCACAAAAUCCAGGGCUCUAUUCUCCAGAACAGCCGUCGUUUGUAUGGCAUUAGGCUUCAUCACAUUGUUGUCCAUGGUAAUAGUUGCAGUUUACAAAUCUAACCAACCAAAGGAUUUAACGAUGGGUUCUGGCAAGUGUGGGCAAGGUCCUCCUAAACUUGUAAUCCUUCACAUGGAUAUGGCUGUACACACCUUUGACGAUAUAAUGAGAAUUACUGAGAAUCUAAAUGAGAAGUAUAUUAUAGGUUAUGGUGCUUCUAGUACAGUGUACAAGUGUAUGCUAAAGAAUUCUCGACCCAUGGCAAUUAAGCGACUCUACACUCGGUAUCCUAAUGACAUGCGGGAGUUUGAGACUGAACUUGAAACCGUUGGCAGAAUCAAGCAUAGAAAUCUUGUCAGUCUGCAUGGCUAUUCACUGUCUCCCCAUGGAAAUCUACUUUUCUAUGACUAUAUGGAGAACGGAUCUCUCUGGGAUCUGCUUCACGGACCAUCAAAGAAGGUUAAACUUGACUGGGAAACGCGGUUGAAAAUAGCGGUUGGUGCAGCACAGGGACUUGCUUAUCUUCACCAUGAUUGCAACCCCCGAAUCAUUCACAGGGAUGUUAAAUCCUCAAACAUAUUGCUGGACGAGAAUUUUGUGGCUCAUCUAUCUGAUUUUGGAGUUGCAAAAUUCAUCCCAACUGCACAGACUCAUGCAUCAACUUAUGUUCUUGGAACAAUUGGCUACAUUGAUCCAGAAUAUGCCCGAACCUCCCGUGUCACCGAAAAGUCUGACGUGUAUAGCUUUGGGGUUGUGCUUCUUGAGCUACUGACCGGGAAAAAGGCUGUGGAACAGGAUUCAAACUUGCAUCAACUGAUACUGUCCAAGGCUGAUACCAAUACUGUAAUGGAGUCUGUCGACCCGGAGGUUUCGGUUACUUGCAUGGAUUUAUCUCAUGUCAGGAAGACCUUCCAACUCGCCCUCCUGUGCACCAAGCGAAACCCUACUGAAAGACCAACCAUGCACGAGGUUGCAAGGGUUCUGGUCUCCCUCCUUCCUGCAACAGCCACAAAACAUGGUUCCAUUCCGAAGGGCAUUGAUUACGCCAAGUUUGUGGCUGACAAGGAACCACAGAAGCCAAAACCGCAGCAGCAAGAGAGCCAUUCAUCCAACGCUCAGUGGUUUGUCCGCUUCGGUGAAGUCAUAUCCAAGAACACGCUUUGAAUGAAAGCUUCAGAUUAGCUCUUUGCUUUUAAAACAGCUGAAAUUACAAUAUAAGAUUGAGAAGGAAAAUCCCAGUUUUGGUUCAUCUGCUAGUACCAAUAGCAGUAGACGAAAUAUAUGUAAUCAUCAAGUGUUAUGACACAUCUUUUGGAACGACGUCGUAUAAGCAGGGAUUGAAAAGUAAGAAGAAAGAACUAGUUUUUGUAACUUACAUAUAUUUUGUUGAAGAAAUGCUACUUGUCGGAUUA
Messenger RNA from Pyrus x bretschneideri (Chinese white pear), 3413 nucleotides. RefSeq names its product LRR receptor-like serine/threonine-protein kinase ERL1. Bases 223 to 3165 code for a protein of 980 amino acids. Lineage: Eukaryota; Viridiplantae; Streptophyta; Magnoliopsida; Rosales; Rosaceae. Gene Ontology annotation, biological process: protein phosphorylation. Gene Ontology annotation, molecular function: protein kinase activity; ATP binding; receptor serine/threonine kinase binding. The record is from RefSeq and is a predicted model, not a curated record. The transcript has 27 exons.